UUUCUCUACAGUUAAAAGCUCCCAUUACCAUUGGUGACUAUCGUUUUGCUGGUUUCCGGACAGUCAAGAAAAAUGUGCCCCAAAGUUUAUGCAGACGCGGAAAUGCCGAUGGCCAGAACUGGAGAUCAUUCCACUAAAACUAAUGGUGAUUGUGGGAAACGUAUCCAAAAGUUUGCUCAGAAAGUAGAAAGAUGUCCUGGUUUGGUGUGGCAAAAGAUGUGGAAGUUGGGACGCGAUGAUCCAAGGAGGGUGAUCCACUCUUUGAAAGUUGGUAUAUCUUUGACGCUGGUUUCAUUGUUAUAUCUCAUGGAACCACUCUUCUUAGGGAUUGGACACAAUGCCAUUUGGGCUGUCAUGACUGUGGUUCUUGUGCUCGAGUUUACAGUAGGGGCAACUUUAUGCAAAGGACUGAAUCGAGGAUUUGGUACGCUAUUAGCGGGAUCAUUGGCCUUCUUAAUGGAGUACAUUGCAGAUGAAUCUGGCCUGAUAUUUCGAGCUAUUUUCAUUGGAGCUGCAGUUUUUCUAAUCGGAGCUGCGGCCACAUACACGAGGUUCUUUCCCUUCAUAAAGAAGAACUAUGACUAUGGUGUUGUGAUAUUUCUCUUGACUUUUAAUCUGAUAACUGUAUCGAGCUACCGUGUUGAGAACGUCUUGAAGAUUGCAAUUGAGCGCCUCUAUACCAUUGCCAUUGGCUGUGGCAUCUGCCUGAUCAUGACUCUGUUGAUCUUUCCAAAUUGGUCUGGGCAAGACCUCCAUAAUUCCACCGUGUCCAAGCUUGAAAGGCUAGCAAAAUCUAUAGAAGCUUGUGUCAAAGAAUACUUUAAUGAAAAUAAUAUAGAAAUAAACGAGGAUGAAUCUUCAGAGGAUCCCAUUUACGAAGGUUAUAAAGCCGUUUUGGACUCAAAAUCCACUGAUGAAACGCUGGCAUUACAUGCAAGUUGGGAGCCAAGGCACUCAAGAUACUGUCAUAAAUUUCCAUCACAGCAGUAUCUGAAAUUGGGAGCUGUUCUCCGCCAUUUUUGCUACACAGUUGUAGCUCUUCAUGGAUGUUUGCAGACCGAAAUUCAGGCGCCUCAAUCUGUCCGAGCCCUAUUCAAAGACCCUUGCAUUCGACUUGCAGGGGAAGUAGCAAAAGUACUAAUGGAACUUGCCAAUAGCAUAAGAAAACGCUGCCAUUGCUCUCCGGAGAUACUUUCCGAUCAUCUUCAGGAAGCCUUAAAAGACCUCAAUACUGCUAUAACUUCCCAACCAAGGCUCUUCUUUGGCUCCAAAAUUAAUCAAGACUCCAACAUGCUUGCCGUAGCUGCAACUGCACAUGCAAGCCAAGAACACCAAAAAGACUCCAGAGUUUCAACAUCGAGUGUAAGAACUGACCCUUCUACAUUGCUUGAAAGGAGAAACAGAAGGGUUUCUGAGCAGUCAAAGGAGGCAGAGUUGAAGCUCUUAAGGCGACUGUCGAGUAAGAUUGCCAUAACUAGCCUUGAGUUCUCGGAAGCACUUCCGUUUGCUGCUUUUGCUUCUUUGCUUGUAGAGAUGGUGGCAAAACUCGAUCACAUUAUCGAGGAAGUCGAAGAAUUGGGGAGGAAAGCAUGCUUCAAAGAGUACAAACAUUGUGAUCAGAUUGUUGUGACUUCUGAGAGACCACAAAUCAUUGUUGAUCAGAACAAUUUUCCAUCUCAUGGGGCAGAAUAGUAGAAAAGAUAUUUAAUUAAGUUGUCAUUCUGAUAUAGAUAUUGAUUCAUUUGAGUAUAUUUUGAGUCAAAAUGGCACGAACCAAAAACUAAUGAUUUUUCAGGUCUCGAUCAGAUAUUUUUCUUGCUUUCGUGAAGUUGUGUGGUAACAUCAACAUUGAAUAAAGCUUAUAUCAACAUUGU
Messenger RNA from Juglans microcarpa x Juglans regia, 1874 nucleotides. RefSeq names its product aluminum-activated malate transporter 12-like. The record is from RefSeq and is a predicted model, not a curated record. Gene Ontology annotation, biological process: malate transport. NCBI's taxonomy places the organism in Eukaryota, Viridiplantae, Streptophyta, Magnoliopsida, Fagales, Juglandaceae. The transcript is spliced from 6 exons. Gene Ontology annotation, cellular component: plant-type vacuole membrane. Bases 73 to 1692 code for a protein of 539 amino acids.